Molecule: messenger RNA, 723 nt
Organism: Microthlaspi erraticum
Lineage: Eukaryota; Viridiplantae; Streptophyta; Magnoliopsida; Brassicales; Brassicaceae
Source: the annotation of a GenBank genome assembly
AUGGAGGGCAGCAGAAGCGAGGCGGUGUUCGAUUCCAUGAAUCUCAAUCCUCAGCUUUUCAUCAACGCAACGAUUAACACCGUCGACGACGUUGUCGACGAAGCAUUUGAUUUCUUCAUCAGUGAAGCAUCCAAAUUUCUCAAAAUCGAUGGAGGAUCUAACAAUCGGUCACAAGAGUUGUCAAACGGUAUAGAUCGUGUUCGUGGUAUGAUUCAGUCUGUUCUCGACAAUCGCCUGAAAAUGUGGGAAGGUUAUUGUGUGAGAUUCACUUUCGCAGUCCCUGAAGAGUUUGUGAUGCCAGAGAGUGACGAAUCGUCUGUCAACCAAAACAUCCAAGAUGGGUCAAAUGAGCAAGAGUUGGAUGCAGAAUUGGAUUCUCUAAGGCAUAAGCUUCAUUUGGUAGGGAAGAGGUCUGCUGAGCUUAACUCUGAGCUUCAAGCUCUAGAGAGAACCUCGGUUUCGAAUGAACAGUCUGCGAGACUCGUUAAUGAAGCUUUGGAGCUUUAUGACAAAUCGUCUGUGGAUGAUAUGUUCAAAGAGGUGGCGAAUAUGGCAACAGAACUUCGUGAAGGGAUCGGUAGGCUGAAAGCAAGAAGAAUGAAAGCCAUUGAAAGCGGUGAAGUUGAGAGGCUAAAGAACAGUGGUAAAGAGUUUCCGGCGACGACUUCCGAUGGAAAGCUUGAAGACCUUGAAAUGUUUCUGGCCGAAUUAAGAAAGAUGUGA